UCACCUUUAUCCUUCACGGGCUCUGGUUGACAAUUCAAUUAAUGAUUUGAGUUACUGAUUGAGAGCUGCCCUCAGUGGAAAAACUUAAAUGAUAUAUAUGCAGGGAAUGGCUCAUACAUGGAAGGAUCAUCUGCCUUCUGCAAAGGAUUUAUGGUCCUUCACUACCCUCCUGUCCUCUAGAAUUCUAAUCUAAAAGAAGUGAAUUACUAUUCUCUUCUUUUGCUCUUUCAAUCCAUUCCAUUACCUUCUUGACUUCAAUCAAUUAAUAAAUGAGCAAAGGAAACAAGAAGAGCUGUGCUAUGGGUAGCAUUGUAAGCAAGAAGGAGAGUAGCCCAUGUAAGGAGCUUGAGCACAUGGGCCUUAGGGAGAAGAUAAAGCUUUUGAAGGAUGAGAUUCAUGAUAUAAGGCAUUUGAGAGAGAUGGAAUAUCAAACCCAUCAGCGACAUGUGAGGAUCAGUGCGUGGAAGGAAGCAGAGUGGAAGGGUGAGAGGAAGAAGUUGAGAGAGGAAGUGAGGAGGCUAAGAAAGGAAUUGACUGCCAAAGAUGUUAUAAUUCAGGGGAUGGAGGAUGGUGUAGUGACAGGGAAAAGUGAUAAAGAAUGGCAAUGGAAACUGCUGGAAAGUAACUUCUUGGUUGAGCAGAUGAGGGAGGAACAAGCCCUUCGGGAUGAGGCUGUGGAGAAAUGGAAGAAGCUCUAUAUUGCUAUCAAGACCGAGCUUGACACUCUCAUUCAGAGAGCUCAUCAAGGAGAGAGACUGUACUGGGGAGAGGAGAACACCAUAGAAGCAUUGAAGAGGGAAUUGAAAGGUAAGGAAGAAACAGUCCAAGACUUGAAAGCCAAAGUAACUACAAUGGAGAAGGAAGGAGUCAAAAAGGAAAGGGAAGUAGACAUCCUGAGGCAGAGCCUACGAAUCAUGAGCAGCAAGAAAAGGGUGAAUAAUUCUACUAAGGGCCUCACUCAGAAGCUUGCACAUGUAAAAUUAGAUUGGUGAUGGCCACAGCUGGUAGCCUGGUGCAUAAUUGUUUCUAGUUUCAGGAUAUUACAGUGAGAAUGGCCAUGGAGAAUUUGAUCAAACACAAAGAUACAUGAAAUCAAGAAUAAGUAGAAGACUGAUGUAAAAGAUGAACUCUAGUAAAUGAAUCUCUUCUAAGUUAAAGGA
Messenger RNA from Macadamia integrifolia, 1160 nucleotides. RefSeq lists its product as uncharacterized. NCBI's taxonomy places the organism in Eukaryota, Viridiplantae, Streptophyta, Magnoliopsida, Proteales, Proteaceae. The transcript is spliced from 2 exons. Bases 270 to 992 code for a protein of 240 amino acids. The record is from RefSeq and is a predicted model, not a curated record.